AUGUUUUUACCAAUCAAUACUCAAAGUACUCAAUUGUCAGAAUAUUAGGAACAUACUUGAAUGUAAAUGAUUGCCUGGAUGGGUUGAAGGGACAGAAAUUGCAUGACAUUUCACUCCAGAUUACUUAAACUAGAAAUGAGAUUUUAAAAUAGAUGCAAUAGUCAACGAAUAGAAAGAGGGUAUUGGCUGAAGAGAUGAGUUAGAAUGUUGAUGAGUUCUUAGAGGCUGUAUGAUGUAUCCAAAAUAUGAGUUUAGAAACAUUCAAUAAGCAAGCGUUUUCAGAAAUAAGUCUUUAAUUUGAUUGACUCUAAGAAGAUUGAACAAGAGUGUGAACAACAUAAGAUUGAAUGUGUCGAAACAAAUGAAGUUAAAGAUGACUUUAAGUAAUUGCACGAUUUGAUUAAAUCCACAUUUUGUAAGUGAUUAUGCAUUUUAAUG
Paramecium octaurelia is the source of this 438-nucleotide messenger RNA. Lineage: Eukaryota; Ciliophora; Oligohymenophorea; Peniculida; Parameciidae. The record is from the annotation of a GenBank genome assembly.